AAAGAUUCUCCUUCACUGAAACAAGAACAUUUUUAACUCAGACAUUCACGAGCGGCGUGGUCUUGCGACUUCGAGUGCCUGUGACGUUUCUCAACUAAGCGGGAUUAGCCUUAAAACGGCUUAGUGACGCUUGGCUUGGCUGAACAACGGCGACUGCAGCGCCCAAAGUCGUCACUCUUCUUCGUGCAAUAACUCUCUCUGCCAACAAAACCACACCCCACGACCACCGACACUCGACUGAACACGGAACAACACCGGACACACACAUCACACAGCUGCCAUGGCUCUCAAGCGAAUCAACAAGGAACUCACAGACUUGGGCCGUGACCCUCCCUCAUCAUGCAGCGCUGGCCCCAUCGGUGACGACCUGUUCCACUGGCAAGCGACCAUCAUGGGCCCUGGCGACUCUCCAUACUCCGGCGGCGUCUUCUUCCUCGCGAUCCAUUUCCCCACAGACUACCCAUUCAAGCCACCGAAGGUCAACUUCACCACCCGUAUCUACCACCCGAACAUCAACAGCAACGGCAGCAUUUGCUUGGACAUUCUCAGAGAUCAGUGGAGCCCAGCUCUGACCAUCUCGAAAGUCCUGCUCUCGAUCUGCUCCAUGCUCACAGACCCGAACCCAGACGACCCGCUGGUGCCCGAAAUCGCACACGUCUACAAGACCGACCGUUCUCGAUACGAGGCUACCGCGAGGGAGUGGACUAGGAAGUACGCCAUCUAGGGGUCGAUGUUAGAAAGGGCGAUUGUUCUGGGCUUUCAGACACACGACCGAUUUUGACUUCGGCGUAGAGGAACCCGGGAUGGCAUGAAAAAAUCCUCGAGGUCAGCAUCAUAUUGGACUUCGACGAGCGGGCCAGAUUCGCAGGUGUGUGCGAUUACUGCUGCGGAGUGGGCUUCUCGGUUGUGCUUUACAGCGAGUAGCUUAGGCGGCAUUAUGCUAUGCGGAAGUGGUUGAUGAGACACUACUAUUGCAUCAGGACUUGACUUUGUUGCUGCGUUCUGGGUGUGUGCUUUCUUCAUACAUGGGCUGCGCGUUAGGGAGAUAAAUGCUACUGCUGGUUUUCGGAUGAUCCU
This is a messenger RNA of Pseudocercospora fijiensis CIRAD86, 1077 nucleotides long. RefSeq lists its product as uncharacterized. Gene Ontology annotation, cellular component: nucleus. Gene Ontology annotation, biological process: protein polyubiquitination; ubiquitin-dependent protein catabolic process. Gene Ontology annotation, molecular function: ubiquitin conjugating enzyme activity. NCBI's taxonomy places the organism in Eukaryota, Fungi, Ascomycota, Dothideomycetes, Mycosphaerellales, Mycosphaerellaceae. The coding region runs from base 281 to 724 and encodes 147 amino acids. The transcript has 5 exons. The record is from RefSeq and is a predicted model, not a curated record.